GAAUCAAGUGGAGUUGUCAUACUCUGACCUGACUGACAAACAAACAAAGUACUGCGCACACUUCACAAUCAUUGUCUUCCUCCCUCCGCUGCUCGGCAAAAAAUCCCCAACAAUGGAAAAGGUUAUACUCCAACCUUUAAUCGCCGCCAUAAUCGCUGCUCUAAUCGCAAUUAGAUCUUACAGACGAAACUCACUCAACUUGUCUGGCGCCAUCGCCGGCUUCUUCGUCAUGUUCAUCCAUUUUGCUGUCGGUUACAGGUACGGAGCCAUGUUACUCGCCUUCUUCUUGAGUUCGUCCAAGUUAACGAAGGUUGGAGAAGAGAAGAAACGGCGAAUUGAUGCUGAUUUCAAAGAGGGUGGACAAAGAAAUUGGAUACAGGUUCUUUUUAAUAGCGGCAUUGCUACAGUUUUGGCUGUGAUAAUUUGGAAAUAUACUGGUUGGGAAGACAAGUGUUUGGACUCGAAAGACUCGGCUCUUAUCACAUCUCUUAUAGGUGGAAUCAUUGGUCACUAUUGCUGUUGCAAUGGGGAUACUUGGUCUUCUGAACUUGGUGUACUUAGUGAUGCACAGCCUCGAUUGAUUACUACUUUUAAGACGGUUCGAAGGGGAACCAAUGGUGGUGUGACAAUGGCAGGCCUCCUCGCAGCUGCGGCAGCAGGAAGCGUUAUUGGACUCACUCAUGUUGUCUUCGGAUUUUUCACUACACAAUGUACAUAUGAUGUAGCUCUCAAACAGCUUUUGGUUAUACCCCUUUCUGCAUUAGCAGGAUUAUGUGGAAGUCUCAUAGAUUCCUUAUUGGGAGCCACAGUGCAGUUUAGUGGGUUCUGCACCGUUCGUAAUAAAGUUGUCGGUAAACCAGGACCAACCGUGAAGAAGAUUUCCGGCCUCAGCAUUCUUGACAACAAUGGUGUGAACCUUGUUUCAGUAAUGCUGACCACAUUGUUGACUUCCAUGGCAUGUGUCUACAUUUUCUGAACUCAUAUUUUCAAUCGAAUAAUGUUUAGAACUUAGAAGUGUAACAAAUUCAAGUUCCGGACAGUGCAGCAACUGAUAGCAUAGAGGUUGUACCAUAUAACUUUGUUAAAAUCUCAUGCUGUUGAUGGAGCUUUUGGCGGAUAGAAUAGUAUGUGAUGAACAGACAUUACAAAUCUGAGUUAUUGGGUGGGUUUAUAGAUGAA
Tripterygium wilfordii is the source of this 1179-nucleotide messenger RNA. RefSeq names its product protein PGR. The record is from RefSeq and is a predicted model, not a curated record. The coding region runs from base 113 to 976 and encodes 287 amino acids. Gene Ontology annotation, cellular component: membrane. NCBI's taxonomy places the organism in Eukaryota, Viridiplantae, Streptophyta, Magnoliopsida, Celastrales, Celastraceae. The transcript has 5 exons.